Messenger RNA from Marchantia polymorpha subsp. ruderalis, 705 nucleotides. The record is from the annotation of a GenBank genome assembly. Lineage: Eukaryota; Viridiplantae; Streptophyta; Marchantiopsida; Marchantiales; Marchantiaceae.
GCAGAUAAAGACCUCACCUUCAUUUCCUUACGGAGCUGUGUGGAAAAGGGGUUAAGGAACCCUCACCAGUCGUGCAAUUGCAAGCUUCAUCCUGUCGAAAUCUUGUGACAGUCGCCUCGUCUCGUGCACUGAGUCAGUAACACGAUGGGAAAGUCCAUUAGGUCCAAGAGGAAAAAACGCUUGAGAACUCUGAAGAGAGAGCUCGUGGAGCCUCACUAUGAUGCCAAGGAUGUCGCAAAACUUGCCAUCCAAGCGGCUGCAUUUGCAGCCCCAAAGAUUGAGCUUCCGAAGAAGCGUGAAGAAAUGGAGGACGACACUACUCCUUUUCGGGGAAGGAGUACCGUCCCUGCAGGUGCCGCUACUGCCGCAGCAGAAGCAUUGACGUCCAUGGCAGUCGACAGUGAAUUGCCUUCGUCAUCCGCUCCAACGAAUUUGAAGGCAACUGGUGGCAUCAGGAAAAGAGGAAAAAGUAGCAAAGGUCACGUAUCGAAAAAGGUCUUGAAGAGCAAGAAGAAACGAGGUGUUAAGUUCUGAAAUGUAGCCGGCGAAUGAGUAGGUCCAUGUAAAACGGAGUAGUGGAAUAGGAGAAUUCAGUCUAAAGGUUCCAGAGUUCUAGGAUAUAGAACAGACUUAGGGUCGUAUGUAUCAUACAUUCAAUUUUGUACAGUAAUUUAAUUAUCUGAUAAACAAUUCAAUAUGAGUAUU